Cladophialophora carrionii CBS 160.54 is the source of this 810-nucleotide messenger RNA. RefSeq lists its product as uncharacterized. Bases 1 to 810 code for a protein of 269 amino acids. Gene Ontology annotation, biological process: transcription initiation at RNA polymerase III promoter. Lineage: Eukaryota; Fungi; Ascomycota; Eurotiomycetes; Chaetothyriales; Herpotrichiellaceae. Gene Ontology annotation, cellular component: transcription factor TFIIIC complex. The transcript has a single exon. The record is from RefSeq and is a predicted model, not a curated record.
AUGUCCGGUUCUUUCGAGACCAGGAAAGGUGCUCCUCUGUUCUCUAUUCCCGAUGUCCCCACUGUAGCUGUUGAACAUCCCUGCAUCGUCCAAAACGUUGACAAGGCCAUUCGUAUGCUCGGUGGUGACAGUGAGAUUGCGGGAACGCUUGGACCCGACAAUGUCAAGCCACUGGGCCUGAGGUUUCAGCCAGACGACCCUACCAGUCGUGAGGUGGUGUCUUACAACAAGAAAACCAACAAUCUCUUGCUCAGGGUGACUGUCCCAAAACGGACGGGAAAGAGGAGGAAGCGAGCCUUAAACGAAGAAUUCAGUGAGCAUGCUUCAGGAUUUUCGGCCAGAAAAGAUGUCAAAUACCUGCUUCGGUCGUUGAGUGACAAUUCUCAACAUCGCCAACUUGAAAUUGUCGGUCACAUACACUCAACACAUGUUUGGCGGACCGUACCCGACUUCGUCUACUCUUCCAAGGGCUCCAUGUUCCUCCAGGAAGUGCGUACGAAGAUCCUCCCUCGAGACUACCCACAACUCAAGCAGUGGUCAAUGCCUCGGGCUUUAGCUUCAGCCGCGACAGACACAGAAGCCAUUCCUCCUCCGGUGUUCUCCACUCAGAGUUUGCCACGCAGUUUUUCUUACCAUCAGGAUUCCUCGAGCAGGCCUGUUCCUAGAAAAAACACCUCACGCGAUACAGCGGCACAUGCAGAAGUGAUGCCAGACCAGCGUCGACUCGAAGAAGAGAGCCGACAUGCGAAUUCUCCUGCAGAACCCGGGGACCCGCUACAACCGUCAGACUCUUCGGCAAUACCCACAUGA